Messenger RNA from Siniperca chuatsi (mandarin fish), 2199 nucleotides. It is a transcript of the gene tgm2b, whose product is annotated as transglutaminase 2b. The record is from RefSeq and is a predicted model, not a curated record. Gene Ontology annotation, biological process: peptide cross-linking. Lineage: Eukaryota; Metazoa; Chordata; Actinopteri; Centrarchiformes; Sinipercidae. The coding region runs from base 142 to 2178 and encodes 678 amino acids. The transcript has 13 exons. Gene Ontology annotation, molecular function: protein-glutamine gamma-glutamyltransferase activity.
GGGGGGCGUGACGCCCACCAUCAGGCUGACUAGCAAGAAGAGGGCUACAAAUAAGACCGGGAUAACGGAGUGACACAAUAUUCCCCUCUGACCAGGAGAUUCACUGAAAACACAGUUUAGUCAAAGAACACAGCAGCAGUCAUGGCUCAAGCUCUGGACAUUGAUCGCUGGAACCUGGAGUGUGAAUUCAACAACACCGACCAUCGUACUGAUCUCAACGGCGUGGAUCGUCUGAUUGUGAGGAGAGGCCAACCGUUCACAAUCAGCCUGUACCUUCGCUCCGGAAACUACCAACCUGGAGUCAGCUCUCUUGACUGCGUUGCAGAAACAGGUCCUCAACCCUCUGAGCAGUAUGGCACCAGGGCCUCCUUUGGUCUGUCUGCCAACAUUGACACUUCCCGCUGGAGCGCUGCUGUCACCAGUCCCCCCGGGGACAUGGUGGUCCUGUCCAUCUGCUCUGCCCCUGACGCACCUAUAGGCCGCUACACCCUGACCCUGGGGCGAUCAGGGCGGAUUGAGUUUGUCCUGCUCUUUAACCCCUGGUGCCCAGGUGAUGCAGUAUAUAUGGACAAUGAGCAGAGUUUGGCAGAGUAUGUCUUAUCCCAGGAUGGAAUCAUCUUUCGAGGCAGCGACAAACAUCCCAUACCAACUCCCUGGAACUUUGGCCAGUUUGAAAGUGGAAUCCUGGAUGUCUGUCUGAGGAUUCUGGAUAUGAAUCCUAAAUGUCUGAAUAAUCCUGGCAAAGACUGCUCAGGGAGGAGAAAUCCCAUCUAUGUUUCCAGAGUGCUUAGCGCCAUGGUGAAUUGUAAUGACGACAAAGGGGUGUUGCUGGGAAAGUGGACAGAUGGCUAUGAAGGAGGUGUCAGCCCCAUGUUCUGGAAGGGCAGUGUGGAGAUUCUGCGCAACUGGGACACACAAGCCUGUCAACCUGUUCGCUACGGACAGUGCUGGGUGUUUGCUGCAGUCGCCUGUUCAAUUUCCAGAGCCCUUGGUAUCCCCUGCAGAGUUGUCACCAACUACGUGUCAGCCCACGACAACAACAGCAACCUGGUGAUUGAACGCUACAUCAACGAAAAUGGAGAUCCCAUUCAAUCUGGAGAAAUGAUCUGGAAUUAUCACUGCUGGGUGGAGAACUGGAUGACCAGGCCUGAUCUUAAAUCUGAUUUUAAUGGUUGGCAAGCCAGUGACCCUACACCUCAGGAGAAAAGUGAAGGAGUGUACUGCUGUGGCCCCGUCCCUGUCAGGGCCAUCAAGGAGGGCGAGCUCAUGUUCAAGUAUGAUGCCCCUUUUGUCUUUGCUGAGGUCAAUGCCGAUGUCAUCACCAUCCUGAAGAAAAAAGACGGCAGCACUUUGAAAGUCACUAGCACUACACAGGUGGGCCAGAAGAUCAGCACAAAGAGUGUGGGCAGUGACGCCCGAGAGGACAUCACUUAUCUCUACAAGUACCCCGAAGGCUCUGAUGAAGAGCGGGAGGCUUUCAAGAAGGCCAACCACCAAAACAAGCUGCUCUACCAGCAGCAAAAUCAUGGCCUACACCUCGCUAUAAAGGUCACAUCGGAGAUGAAGAAGGGCUGCGACUUCGACGUGUUUGCUGUGGUUACUAACAACACGCAGAGCGAGAAGAAGUGCCGCCUGGUGUUUGGAUCCUGCACCAUGUCCUACAAUGGGUCCCUGGGAGGGAAUUGUGGUUUUAAAGAUCUGCUCAAUGUUGAACUCUCACCAGGAGCAGAGAGGCGAGUUCCACUAAGGCUGAACUACUCUAAGUACGGUGGCCUACUCACUGAGGACAACUUAAUCCGUCUGGGAGCUCUGUUGUUGGACUACACCACCAGAGAGCAAAUACUGGCAGUGAGAAACAUUGUGUUGGACAAUCCUGAAAUCAAAGUCAGAAUCCUGGGUGAACCAAAGGAGAAUCGGAAAGUGGCUGCAGAGAUCACCCUCCAGAACCCUCUGCAAGAACCGCUGGAGAACUGCUGCUUCAGCAUCGAGGGGGCCAACCUCACUGGGGGCCGCGUCGUCUCUGAGAGGCUGGGCUCCUCAGUGGGACCUGGGGAAGAUGCCAAGGUGAAAAUUUACUUCACUCCCACCCAUUCUGGUCUGAGAAAGCUGGUGGUCGACUUCGACAGCAACAAGUUGUGUCAUGUCAAGGGCUACAGAAAUGUCAUUAUUGGAAAAUAAAGCUUUUCAUCCUUUACAGUC